UUGUCUGACACCUGUGGUGUUGUUUAGCUGUUGCAUCCCUCCACAUUUGGAAAUGAAUGUUUGAUUUUUCAUCAUUUACUUCUUAUCCAAUCCUAAUUUCUCAACGCAUGUGCAUGUCGUACUGAAUGAUGGACAACGGAAAGAAGAGAACCUUAAGAAUUUUGGGUAUUCAUGACUAGAAGCAAGAAGUACCAUCAUGGGAUGCGGCACAUCUAUUGCCGUUGAGAACCAAACACCACCCUCAGAAACUGCCAUGAAAGCUGCCAUACUGAUCCAGCGUUGGUACAGACGCUAUGUUGCUCGCCUGGAGAUGAGAAGACGCUAUACGUGGAACAUCUUUCAGUCCAUUGAGUAUGCAGGGGAACAGGACCAGCUACAGCUUUCCAGUUUCUUCAGUUUCAUGUUGGACAACUUCACACAGAUGAAUGGACCAGACUUGAUCUCUCACCUCCUGGACUCUGUGGUUGACCCGUUAAUUGAGGAGGUCAGGCAGUUGAAGUACGAGCAGAUUGUCGUGCCGGAAUCGUACUGCGGUCCUCGUCUCUCCUUCCCACUGAGCGUGACUGAUACCAAUGCCCUACUCAGCGCCUUUAAAGAGGAGCAGACUCUUCACGGCAAAUAUGUGCUGCAGCUACUAUAUGAAACGAAGAAGUUCUUGAAACAGAUGCCAAACGUCAUAUACCUGUCGACGUCCUAUACCAAAGAGAUAACUAUAUGUGGCGAUCUGCAUGGUAGACUGGAUGACUUACUGCUUAUAUUUUACAAGAAUGGUCUGCCCUCUGCGGAGAACCCCUACAUAUUCAAUGGAGACUUUGUGGAUCGAGGAAAGAAAUCUACAGAGAUUAUCAUCAUUCUGUUUGCCUUCCUACUGCUGUACCCCGACCACAUGCAUCUGAACAGAGGCAACCAUGAGGACCACAUCAUGAACCUCAGAUACGGAUUCACAAAAGAAGUCAUGCAGAAGUAUAAGACUCAUGGCAGGGAAAUCCUACAGCUUCUUCAGGAUGUGUUCAGCCUGCUUCCUCUUGCAACUGUCAUCGAUAACAAAGUGCUUAUAGUUCACGGUGGCAUAUCGGACAAAACUGAUCUGGACUUUCUGAGCACUGUUGAAAGGCAUAAAGUGAAGUCUGCUCUCAGGUUGCCCAAACGCAGCAUUGAUCAUCUCAACGUCCGUGCCUGCAGUCGCAGCAGCAGCAGACACAGCGGAAGAUCCAGACUGGACAGCCCUUGCUCCUCAGGCCGCACCAGUCGUGCUUCCCGCAGAAAGAAGAAGCACUUCACUAGGCAGGGGAGCUGCUCCUCAUCUUCAUCAUUCUCAUCCUCCUCAUCAUCCGUGUGCUCCCCCCGGAUCUCGUCACGGAACACUCCACAUCGACCUCCACCUUCCCCUAUAUGUGAGUCUGAACAGCCGGCAUUGUAGUCUACCAGGAUCAGUAAAGAGCCCCCUGAGCCACCCAGAGAAGAACUGGAAUGGCAGCAAGUUGUUGAUAUCCUGUGGAGUGACCCUAAAAAUCUAAACGGCUGCGGUCCGAACUCUUUUCGCGGUGGAGGCUGUUACUUUGGGCCAGACGUGACGCAGGCGCUGCUGCAGAAACACGGCCUCUGUCUGCUCAUCAGAUCACAUGAAUGUAAACAGGAGGGCUAUGAGCUCUGCCACAACGGACAGGUUAUCACUAUUUUCUCUGCAUCUAACUACUACGAAGAAGGCAGUAACCGCGGGGCGUACAUCAAACUGGGGCCUGAAUUGGUCCCACGCUUCUUCCAGUAUCAAGUUAGUCGAAGCACCAGAAAACUCACACUCCAUCAAAGGGUUCGUGUAGCAGAAGGUUCAGCACUCAGGGCUCUGAAAGAGCAGCUGUAUGCUCACCGCUCUGAGCUAAUGGCUGUCUUUCAACAGUAUGACAUAGACAACACAGGUCGCAUCUCCACUAGCGAGUGGGCACAGGUGGUGGAGUCUGUGCUGCGAUUGGAUCUGCCAUGGAGAACCCUGCGCCCACGCCUGGCCCGUCUUAGUGCAGAUGGCAAUGUAGAGUAUGAAUCCUGCUUUGAGGACAUCAGCCCUGGAGAACCCAUCCCUCCGGUAACACCAAACUUGGCUGAAACUCUUUAUAGAUAUAGAACUGACCUAGAGAUAAUAUUUAACAUCAUCGAUAAGGACCAUUCAGGUCAGAUCUCCAUUGAGGAGUUCCGUCAGACUUGGAAGCUCUUCAGUUCCCAUUUGGGGGUUGCUGUGAAUGACCAGACGAUAGACGACAUGGCUCGAAGCAUAGACUUUAACAAAGACGGCAGCAUUGAUUUUAAUGAGUUCCUGGAGGCUUUCAGGGUGGUGCAUAAACUGGAUGUCAAAGAGCAGCAGCAGGGUUGAUUCUGGAUGAGCAGAUUACAGAAAAGGCAGAUUUACAAAUCAUUUUUGGCACUUCAUCUUUAUUUUUUAACAUCUUAUGGACACAGAAGUUAUUCAUUUUCAUUUUCCAGG
Sinocyclocheilus rhinocerous is the source of this 2476-nucleotide messenger RNA. RefSeq names its product protein phosphatase, EF-hand calcium binding domain 1 (gene ppef1). NCBI's taxonomy places the organism in Eukaryota, Metazoa, Chordata, Actinopteri, Cypriniformes, Cyprinidae. The record is from RefSeq and is a predicted model, not a curated record. Gene Ontology annotation, molecular function: iron ion binding; calcium ion binding; manganese ion binding. Gene Ontology annotation, biological process: detection of stimulus involved in sensory perception. The transcript has 18 exons.